This is a messenger RNA of Talpa occidentalis (Iberian mole), 708 nucleotides long. It is a transcript of the gene MXD4, whose product is annotated as MAX dimerization protein 4. Gene Ontology annotation, molecular function: protein dimerization activity; RNA polymerase II cis-regulatory region sequence-specific DNA binding; DNA-binding transcription factor activity, RNA polymerase II-specific. The transcript has 5 exons. NCBI's taxonomy places the organism in Eukaryota, Metazoa, Chordata, Mammalia, Eulipotyphla, Talpidae. Gene Ontology annotation, biological process: regulation of transcription by RNA polymerase II. The coding region runs from base 1 to 696 and encodes 231 amino acids. The record is from RefSeq and is a predicted model, not a curated record.
AUGGAGCUGAACUCGCUGCUGCUGCUGCUGGAGGCGGCCGAGUACCUGGAGCGCCGCGAGCGGGGCGGCGCCGCGCCCCUGUGCGCGCGCGGGGCCGGGGCGCGGGCGGCGGGCGGCCGGCUGUCCGCGGAGGCCGAGCACGGCUACGCCUCGGCGCGGCCCUUCGACGGCGACCUCGCCCGGAAGAGGACAAAGGCGGCCGGCCUGGCGCGCAAGGCCCCGAGCAACAGGUCGUCACACAAUGAGCUAGAAAAGCAUAGACGAGCCAAACUCAGGCUGUAUCUGGAGCAGCUCAAGCAGCUGGUGCCGCUGGGCCCGGACAGCACCCGCCACACCACCCUCAGCCUCCUGAAGCGUGCCAAGAUGCACAUCAAGAAGCUGGAGGAGCAGGACCGCAGGGCGCUGAGCGUCAAGGAGCAGCUGCAGCGCGAGCACCGCUUCCUCAAGCGCCGCCUGGAGCAGCUGUCGGUGCAGAGCCUGGAGCGCAUGCGCACAGACAGCACGGGCUCCGCCGUGUCCACCGACGACUCCGAGCAAGAGGUGGACGUGGAGGGCAUGGAGUUUGGCCCCGGGGAGCUGGACAGUGUGGGCAGCGGCAGCGACGUGGACGACCACUACAGCCUGCAGAGCGGCGGCUGCAGCGCCGGCGGCUUCGGCACCCCCUGCCGGAGGCCCAGCCGCCCUGGCCUCUCGUAGACCCAGUGCCUC